This is a messenger RNA of Gallus gallus (chicken), 6953 nucleotides long. RefSeq names its product UDP glycosyltransferase 8 (gene UGT8). Gene Ontology annotation, molecular function: UDP-glycosyltransferase activity. NCBI's taxonomy places the organism in Eukaryota, Metazoa, Chordata, Aves, Galliformes, Phasianidae. The transcript is spliced from 6 exons. Bases 3380 to 4993 code for a protein of 537 amino acids. The record is from RefSeq and is a predicted model, not a curated record.
GAGGGUGGGGAUGGGAAGAGAUGGUGUGAUACUCUAAUUGUCCCAAGGAAGUGCAGCUGUAAUGCCGCGUGGCUUUUGGUGGCAUGCGCAUGACGUAAGCUGUGGAGAACAGGCCUUGGAGCUAAGGGUUGUAUCUUUCUGUUUGUUAGGACGUGUUGUGCUCCAGCCUGUAUCAGGUCAGGAGAUCAAAGUGCACCACGGGGUACUUGCACCUGGCAGCCUGUUGGAUCACGGCUCGCCUUUAGGCUGCUGCUACCGUUGAUUUGCAGUACUCUUACAAACGUGAACUCUUUCUGCAUUUCCCAAUGCAUUUACUGUUUUGUAAUAUUCCUCCUGUUGGCAGAAGUGGUAACUUAAUACACAGUGAGAAUGCUUCUGGCAUGAGGAGUGUAGUCAAUAAGGCUUUUUUCCAAGUUUGACUAAUCACUGUUUUUUGAGUGUUUCAUUGAUAAAUGGUUUCUAUUUCAAACAAAACUUACCCAGUGGGUGUUAUCCUCCAGCGCUGUUGAUCGGAAGAGCACUGCUGAUGGUAGUUGAGCGUGGCUUGUUUGUCUGAGCCGUGGACGCUGUGCCAGGCUUGUGUUCUUCAGUGGUACAGACCCUGCAGCCUGAAGUCUGUGAGCAUGUGGGGGGGUGGGAGUGAAGUAUGGUGGUGAGUGGAGUGAUUAAUGGUGCCCAGUCUGGGCACAUCCUUCCAGUGAGAGCUCCUGGAAGUCAGCUGAGCUCUGUGGAGUGCUGCGGUUUUAUAGGGAGCCACCAAUGAAAGCAAAGGCCUGAACUGAAAAGUCAACAUAAUGCUUUAAACACAGCCUGGUAGGUCAGGAGCUUUUGCUGCAGAUGUAAAAAUGGAAAAAAAUAAAUAAUGCAAUACUGGACUUCUGUUUUCCUUGAUGUUGAUGUCGUCAUUCAUUUUUUUGUCGAAGCUUUAAUGGUUUUUAAGAAAAGAAAUCAAGAGGCAAGCUGUUUCUCAUAUAGAAAGUAUACUUUUUUGAAGUUGACUGGAGAAAAAUACAGAAUUGCUGUUUACUUUUGUUUUGAUUACUGCUGUUUGCAGGGGAGGAGAUGUUUUAGGGUGACUUCCAACACCCUAAUUGAGGCAGCUUAGCAAACAACUCAAUCUCAUCUGAUGUCAGAUUAGUGCUGCUGGUAAUAUUUGCAGCAAGUAAUUUUAUUCCUCUGCCGGUGAUGUAUUGUCUUGGUAAAAUUGAGCUUUGUGCCUCCAAGCAGUGGAGCUUCUUUGAGAAUCCACUGCUUCAGCCCGUGGAUGUGUUGGUGUUCCAGAGAUCUCAGUGUGUUUCCUGUGCUUCUGUUCUUUACUGCCUGCUCAUGGGCACCAUAAGAUUUUGCAUUGCCUUGUCAUACAGUGAGCUUUUUCACAAGAAGAUAAAACAAAACCAAAUUAAGCUAGCUCUCUUUGCCCUCAUGGACUUUUUCAUUGAAUUUGCAUGCAUGCAUGCAAGGACAGCAGCUGGUGAUAAUUAUUUAAAAUUGGUAGGAUUCUUGUGAUGGUCAGUUAUGUCCUAGGUAGCGGCUAGCGCUUUCUGAAGAUGAGCGUGGAACAGACUUCAAGUGAAGUAAGAGUUUCACACGACAAACAUAAUGUAAAUAAUCUGUUUGCCUUGUUGUAGUUUUGCAGCUUUACUUGAACUCUGUGCAUGUUUACAAAUGCUUCAAAAUCAAGGCACUUGCAGAAGCUGGAGUAGGAAAAAAAAUGGGACGUUAUCAGAAAGUCUACUAUUACAUUGUAGUAAUACAGUUAAGAUGCUAUUUUGUUGAGCUGGUAACUCACAUGACAUUUGAAAUAAAUAAAUAAAAUUCUAAGCAAUCUGUUUUAGGAGUGUUACAGGAGUAGAAUCAUAGAAGCCCAGAAUUGUUUGAAUUGGAAGGGACCCUUGAAGGUCAUCUAGUCCAACUCCCCUUCAGUAAAUGGGGACCCCUACAGCUAGAACAGGUUGCUCAGAGCCUGGUCCAGCCUGACCUUACAGUACACUGUAAGGAGAUGAUAAGGCCCAAGUAGUAGCAUUACCAGUUUCUGUACUGCUUAUUUAUAAAGGACACUGUGACAGACCCUCAUUUCCACAUGGAUUAGGUUUGGCACAAGAAAACAGCAGAUUGUUUGGUUUGGCUUGUACUCAUUUCCCUAUCGUAAGAGGGUUAAUGUGACUGAGGAGCAUCCUGACAUUCCCUCUCCAUGCUUCUGAUAGGCUUUGCUUUCAUCUGAUGUACAGUGUUUUGUAGGCUUUAUUCACAAGGAAAAUUAUUUUCUCAUCCCUCAGAAGCCUGCUGCUGUCAAGAACUGCCUUUGUUUAGGACGAUAUUAUUAUCAGUAUAGGCUAGAGUUCAUACUUAAGUGUCUGUGUAAGUGCCAACUUAAGUAGGUUUAGAAUCUAGCACCUGUAAAACUGCUUCACCGGAAGCCGAUGUGGAUAUUCAUGUAUGUGGUUCUAAUUCCCUUUUAUUUUGCUUGUUCUCAAAUGCAAAGUGUAAUUUUUGGAAGAUUAAAGCUGUCGCAUUGCUUCUUGGUAGCACCUCCCUGGUGGGUUUCAACUUUUGACCUCAGUGUCGAUCAGUGUUGGUACUAAACAGGAAAAGCAAUGUCCUUGUAGAGAAAGAGACUUUAUAUGCUCAAUUCGCAUUGGUUUAUGUGAAAACAAAACAGCAGAAAGUGUCAAGGAAAUCGGAAUAGAGACCUGCGGUUUGCAAGAGGAAAGCCUGAAAGCUGUGGUUGGUUAUCAGAAGCACUUGCAGUAGAAGUAGUCAUGUGUUGACAAUAGGAGGGUGGAGGUUUCAGCGCAGUGAACACAAAGUGAACAAUAAGAAUUGUUGCAGGAGUUCUGGUUGGGGAUGAAAGACUGAAAUGUAUCUAUGAAAUACUCAUAUUCUGUGCUGGAAGGAAACUGCCUGUGCAUCCUUCAGAUGUGAAUAAAUGGCUUUUUAGACUUUGGGCCUUUUGGUGUGGUGUCCUUAAAGAACGUUCAAUUCAUGCAGUAUGUUACGAUGAUUACAAUGCAAUUGUGAUCCUAAAUAUAAUCCCAGAUGUUACAGGGUCUAGCUUUCUGAGCUGACUUCAAGAUACUGUAGCUGUUAGAUAGCAUGUAUAAUUCAGAAGCAAUGUAUGCAGUAUCUUUGUGGAGGGCACUAACCUCAUUCUCUCUGUCAAUUUUCCUGCCAUGCGGUGCCAAUGCCAUAUUGCUACCUGUGCUGGAAGAGGUCUCAUCUACCCUCUGUGCCAGAUGGAAACAGAGAGGAAGGGAAGAAGGCAGACCUUUUUGGAAAAUGAACACUACCAAAUGUAUUCUAAAGCCUUGUGGUGCUGUUCUUUCCCAUUACUAUUGCAAAGACAUCUUUGAGAUAGGGGAUAGCUACUGAGUUAAAACCUAUGAAGCCGUACACUUCAGUUUUCAUCCUCCUGUGGAGCGCUGUUGGGAUAGCGAGGGCUGCCAAAAUUGUUGUUGUGCCGCCAAUUAUGUUUGAAAGCCAUCUUUAUAUUUUCAAGACUCUGGCCUCAGCCUUGCAUGACCAAGGUCACCAGACAGUGUUUCUCCUCUCUGAGGGCAGAGAGAUUCCUCCAUCUAAUCACUAUAGACUUAAGCGCUACCCAGGGAUCUUUAACAGCAGCACAUCGGAUGACUUUCUCCAGUCCAAGAUGAGGAGUAUCUUCUCUGGGAGACUGACGGCCCUGGAACUGUUCGACAUCCUGGACCACUAUUCGAAGAACUGUGACAUGAUUGUUGGCAACCAAAACCUCAUGCAUGCCCUGAAACAGGAAAAAUUUGACCUGCUCCUGGUAGAUCCCAAUGAGAUGUGUGGAUUUGUUAUAGCUCACCUUUUAGGGGUUAAGUAUGCCGUCUUUUCCACUGGCCUCUGGUACCCAGCAGAAGUGGGUGCUCCAGCUCCCCUCUCUUAUGUUCCAGAAUUUAACUCACUACUUACAGAUCGCAUGAACCUAUUUGAGAGGAUGAAAAAUACUUUUGUGUAUGUUAUUUCAAGAUUUGGAGUCAGCUUUUUGGUUCUGCCAAAAUAUGAAAGGAUAAUGCAGAAACACAAGGUUCUGCCAGAACGAUCUAUGUAUGACUUGGUUCACGGAUCCAGCCUGUGGAUGCUUUGUACUGAUAUAGCGCUGGAGUUUCCAAGACCAACGCUACCGAAUGUUGUUUAUGUGGGAGGAAUCCUAACCAAACCGGCCAGCCCUCUGCCAGAAGAUCUCCAAACAUGGGUGAACGGUGCUAAUGAAAAUGGCUUUGUCCUCGUGUCGUUUGGAGCUGGAGUGAAAUAUCUGUCAGAAGACGUUGCAAACAAGUUAGCACGUGCUCUGGCAAGACUGCCGCAGCGAGUUAUUUGGAGGUUUUCAGGAAACAAACCAAGGAAUCUAGGAAACAAUACAAAGCUUAUAGAAUGGUUACCACAAAACGACCUUCUUGGUCACCCUAACAUAAAAGCUUUUCUUAGUCAUGGUGGUUUGAACAGCAUUUUUGAAACCAUGUACCAUGGGGUCCCAGUGGUGGGAAUUCCCCUUUUCGGAGACCAUUACGAUACUAUGACCCGAGUGCAGGCCAAAGGCAUGGGAAUAUUGUUGAACUGGAAGACUGUCACUGAGAGUGAAUUGUAUGAAGCACUAGAAAAAGUUAUUAAUGAUCCAAGCUACAGGCAACGGGCUCAGAGGCUGUCUGAAAUUCACAAAGACCAACCUGGUCAUCCUGUUAACCGGACUGUGUACUGGAUUAACUACAUCCUCCGUCACAACGGAGCGCAACAUCUACGUGCCGCUGUUUACAGCAUCUCUCUAUAUCAGUAUUUCUUACUGGAUAUUGCCUUUGUUGUAUUAGUGGGUGCUGCCUUAUUUUAUUAUAGUUUGGCCAAGCUAACAAAAUUUAUCCGCAAACAAGGCAAACAUAUUUGGUCAAAUGAUGAACAUAGCACUGUUAAUGGACAUUACCAGAACGGGAUACCAAAUGGCAAGCAUAGAAGAAAUGGCCACAUUAAGCAUGAAUAAAAGGUGAAAUGAGCCAACCCCUCAUGUAAAGUAAUUGAGUUUUAUCGCUGUAACUUAGUCUAACAACUACUUAAAACAUCAAUAAGCAGUUCUAACACUCCCCUUCAGUAUGUAAUAAUAUGUGACAAAAUUCUAUGGAACUAAGGAACAUAUUUAAAAAAAAAAAAAGAAAAAAAACAACCAAGCACAACCUAAAAUGGAAAUAUUUUAUUCUUAAUACUGAUGCAGAAAGGUUAUUUUGGCACUGAAGUUUUUAGAAGCCUUAAUCCUCUAAAGUUAUAUGAUGACCAUAUUUAUGAAUUUUCAGUUUUUUAAAAGCUAAAUGUGUGUCCCAAAUGAGGAAAGGUCUCUUUUUAUUUGCAGAGUUUUUUUUUCCUUUUAUUUUUUUAUUAUUAUAUCCAUCUUUAGCUGAGAGAACUUAGUGCUAGCUCUGUGUUUCAUAUGUUGAAGGCUCAAUAUGUAUAAGAAUGCUGUUUAAAAAAAAAAAACAAACAAUAAUUCCCGAUGCUUGUGCAAGAAAUAGGAAGUUGCAAACUGAGAACACAGACAUUAAAAAAAAAAAUUCUUAAAAUAAGCACUGAAGAAAAAUGGCAAAAAUGUAUACUAUGUUUUCUGGUAAGCUGCAUGACUCUUCUGCUCACUACCAGUGCUUUAGAGAAAAGAGUAGUGAGCAAGUCUACAAUAAGUCUUAAUUUUUAAUUUAUACAAAAUUGUAUUUGUUGCCUUUCUCUACAUGUGUAAUUUAUGCCAUGAAAAUGUUAGGGAAUUCUAUUUCAGUUUAAAUACGGCUGUGUGGGAAGUAGAUUUGCAUAAUUGAAAUAAAUGAAACAAAACAAAAAAAUAUCCACCCCUGUGCUUAAUGCAGAAGGUUUUGUGAUGGCCCAAAGCAGUGCAGAAUCGAACUGUUAUUUGGGAUUUAAGAAACAAACAAGAAAAUGCUAAAAGAUGAAUGUCCUUCCUAUUAAUUUGCAUUAUUUUUCUGUUGUUUUUUUUGUUUUGUUUUGUUUUUUUCUAAUUCACAAUGUUGUAGAUGUUCUCUUUCAAUGGUUGUAUCUGAGAAACUAUUACCUUCUCUUAGUCUGGGCCGCGCAAUCCGUACUUCCCAUAGUUGCCAAUGUCCCUUCUGAGACCAUGGGGCAGGAGGCUGCCUGCUGGGAGGCACCAACCUCCGGUUUAAGACUCAGUGGGAGGCACGACACAGAGCGCAGCCGGGCCGGUGCAAAGUGUGGGGCAGCUGUGCCUCCUGUCCCCAGCUCCGGACCCUCCCUGCAACAAUCUCUUUCAAUCACUGCAGCUGACAUGGGAACCCUGUGGUGGUGCAGUACAAACCCAGGGCAGGGAGGCAGGGCACCUAGCGGCGAAAUCAGCAUGGCCCUGCCAAACCGGAGUUGGCAACUAUGCAUUUAUUUCCAUGUCAUUCUGUUUACUUGGAAUUUGCACUACACACGUUGUGAGUGUAUGCUUUAUUUAUUUGUAGUUUGAAUUCCCAUGCCUGGAAGAGGAAAGAAGGAAACCCAUUUUACUUAGUGUUGUUCACUAACAUGGGAAGAGUUGUGACGAUAACAGAGUGCUGAGAUCAUCCUCAUACACAGUGAUGCAAUAUUUCAUUACCAUUCCAUCAGGAGCCUCUAUCCUAUAGCAAUAAAUAACAAUACAGAUAUCUUUCUAAUACGCGGUACAGUUACUUGUACUGCAUUCUGAAUACUUGAAGAAAAUGGUGUUAUAAAUAAGCCUAUUAGCUAUACCUUUUUACAAUCUUACAGUUUGUGUCAACUAAAGGAACACAAGGAGGCGAUGAAUGGUGGGAUGGUAGUAAGACUUCGAGUGUAUGAAUGACUUGGUUUAAAUGUUUUUUUUUUUUUUGCAUUGAAGGUACAAAAGCACUGACCGGAUGAUUAAGCGUAAUUUAAUCUCCACUGUGAUAAAACUUAAGCAAUAAACAUGAAUUUAAUAGAGAAAA